Arachis stenosperma is the source of this 2097-nucleotide messenger RNA. RefSeq names its product auxin response factor 17-like. Lineage: Eukaryota; Viridiplantae; Streptophyta; Magnoliopsida; Fabales; Fabaceae. The record is from RefSeq and is a predicted model, not a curated record. Gene Ontology annotation, molecular function: DNA binding. Gene Ontology annotation, biological process: response to hormone; regulation of DNA-templated transcription. Bases 1 to 2097 code for a protein of 698 amino acids. The transcript has 4 exons. Gene Ontology annotation, cellular component: nucleus.
AUGCCUCGCCGUAGUGCUCCGUCCUCAUCAUCGCCGCCGAGGCCAACACCUAUUCCGGCCAAAUUCUGGCGUGCAUGUGCUGGAAUCUCUGCGCACGCACCAGUAGUGAACUCUAGGGUUUACUACUUUCCACAGGGACACAUCGACCAAGCUGCUUCGCAACCGCUUAACCUUUCACCUCUAGUUUACUCCAGGCCGGUCAUCCCUUGCCGUGUCGCCGCCGUCAACUUUUUCGCGGACCCUAACACCGACGAGGUCUUCCUCAAGAUUCUUCUCCUUCCUGUCACCGAUGGAUCCGCUCAGGAUUUUCUUUCACCUGCCGUCGCCGCCGAAGGCAGCGGCAACGGCAAUGGCGACGAUGAAAAGGUUGAGUCGUACGCCAAGAUUCUCACGCGGUCCGAUGCGAACAAUGGCGGAGGGUUUUCGGUGCCGAGAUUCUGUGCGGACUUGAUCUUCCCGCCGUUGAACUUUGAAGAGGACCCGCCGGUGCAGACGCUUCGCAUAACCGACCUCCACGGCGCCGUUUGGGAGUUUCGCCACAUCUACCGAGGGACGCCGAGACGGCACCUCUUCACUUCUGGCUGGAGCAAGUUCGUUAACAGCAAGAAGAUUAUCUCUGGCGAUACUGUGGUCUUCAUGAAGGACUCCGAUGGCAGGAUGUUUGUCGGAAUCCGUCGCAAUAUGUCACCGGACGACGGUAUCUCAGACAGCGGAUUGGAUUGGUUAUCAAAGAUCGUUGGGAUGGACGAGGGGGAAAAGGAAAAAGAAGAGGAAGAUGAAGAGGUGAUGAUGGAAGGGUUUGCAAGAAACGGGAAGGGGAGGGUGAGUUCGGCUUCAGUGGCGGAGGCGAUGGAGCUGGCGGCUCAGAACAAGCCGUUCGAAGUUGUUUACUAUCCAAGCGUGGGUUGGGGGGAGUUUGUGGUAAAGGCAGAGGAUGUAGACGUGAAGAUGAAUGGUAUUCUCUGCAGUGUUGGGAUGAGAGUGAAGAUGGCUAGAGAGAACUACGAUUCUUCACGGAUGACUUGGUUUCAGGGAACAGUUUCUGGUGUUACUAUUCCCGGUGAAGCUCAACCAUGGAGCGGUUCUCCUUGGCGCAUGCUUCAGAUUACAUGGGAUGAAUCUGAAAUCUUGAAGAAUGUAAGCCCCGUUAGUCCAUGGCAGGUGGAGUUUCUUUCUGGCACACCUUCACUUCCUCAAGUAUUUCCCCCAACAAAAAAGUUCAGAACUGCAGACGGUUCUAAAAUUUUCAGUCAUGAAGUGGAAGAAUCCUCCUUUUCCAUGACAAGACUUGCUAUUCCUGAUUUAGCAAUGGGAGUGCUGAAUCAAACAUUGUUGAUGAGUAGUUAUAGCACCCCUUUUCCUGCUAGCAUUCAGGGAGCCAGGCAUCCUCUACUUUCUGCAUCUACAUGUCCCAUUUUUCCGAUUAAUCCUCCUCUGUCUAUUGCUAACUCCUUUGAGAAUAACAUUAGACCAAGGUUAAAUGCUAUGUUGCCAGAGCCUAAUAUUUACACUCAUAAACCUGAAAGCUUAUCUCCACAUAACAAGUCUAGUUUGACCCCUAACAGCAACUCAACCAAAUCUGGGACUGCUUCUUUUCAGCUAUUUGGUUGUACUAUUCAAACAGAUCAAGCUUCUGAUGAAAUUGAUGACCAUAGCACCGCUAAAAAUGACGCAGGAGAAGACAACGAGUCCUACACACAUAGACUAAAGGCCGCUACUCAACAGUCCCAGCAAAGUAGGGAGGACGCCACCAAUGGCUCUGUAGCUUCAGUUGUUGAUUCCGAUGCGGAUUGGCGUGAGACCGCCUCAGCGCCGUACAAGAACUACAUAUACAAGAUGGGGUUGUUCUUCGUACAGGAGCUCCAACGCAGCCUUCAGCAGCAGGCUCAGGAGUUUAACAAUUAUCGGGAGAGGUAUCAGGAGAUCCUCACCUGCGUGACGUCUACGGAUGAGCUUAGGCUGGAGUGGAGGGAGUUGCUGGACUGGAUGCAGCGUAUGGAGGCUCAAAUCGAGGUGUACAAAGCCCAGAUGCGCGCCGCUGGCAUCGACCUUGCUGGUGGCAUACGAACAUCACCGCCUUCUACGCCGCCGACUUAA